GUGGGCGUGCUCGAGGCGGCUGGGUAAUGUGCGCAUGCGCAAGACUCUCAAAAUGGCGGGUAAUGACAUUGAAAAGAGUAAGAAAACAAGAGAAAGGCUUAGGGCACUAGAGUGUCCUUACAUAGAAGGGCUCGAUGAACAUAUGACACACGCCUUGCUCGUAUCCAAUGGCGAAGCAAGACUUAGACUUAUUGAAUGGCUUCUGGAAAAGUAUCAACCACAAAUACUCUUACGUCAGUUGUCAGCGUCUUUAGUUUCUUCCACGAGCCCUCGGUUAACAAAGCUAAGUCUUAUUUUGUCUGACAUGUGUCUGUGUUUACCACACGAAACUGACCUAAUUAAAGGAACUUGUGCGGAGAGAAAAUCCUUGAGGUUUUUGGAUUCUCUCAUUGAGCUGGUUCAUAUUUCCUGCCAAAUGAGAUCUCCCCAUUUUGAUACUUCACUUAGUUUUGAGAACUCAACAGUAGCAACAAGUACAACCAAGGUAUCUGAGGAAAUGAAUCGCAGGUGCUAUUUUAUUGAUAGUCUCUGUCGUCAUGGUAAUUUGGGUCUAACAAACCCUGCUCCCAUUUCGCUCAUUCCGGCAACCAUUGGUCACAUGAUCAAGACUGAUGGGUCUAAGAAAAGGACUCUUCCUUCUUUGAGCGAAUUGUGUUCAAAAAUUGAUAAUUUAAGAGAAGAAUUGUUAGAGAAAGAACUUCAAGUCAAAGAGACAGAGAAAGAGCAUGUGUAUGCUCCUAUUGAUAAAGGUAAUCUUAUAGCAUGUCUACAAUCACUCCAAGUCUCAUUCUCAACUCUAAAUCAACUCAUUGAUGAUUUCUCAUACCAGUACCAAUCAGAUAUCAGUCAGUGGACUGAUUCUAAAAUCAAAAAAAUGAAUGCAUUCUCUGAUCUCGGCCCUUUGGCUGAAAGACUUCAUUCGCAUUUAUCAACCAUCAACCAGUUGUUGGAAGGCAUUUCAAGACUAGAGUCUGUUACUGGAGCUUUGAUAGAAUUAGGAGAAAGAGAACCAGAGAAUAGCAAAAGUAAACCCAUCUCUGAUAAAGCACAUGAAAUCUUCCAAAAACAAAUAGACAAAGAUGAGUGGACUUAUUCUAACAGAUAAAUAAUGAUAAUUAUUAUGUCUAUUAGUUUUAUUAAGUUCAUUUUCAGACUAUCAAA
This is a messenger RNA of Amphimedon queenslandica, 1161 nucleotides long. Its product is annotated as HAUS augmin-like complex subunit 7. Gene Ontology annotation, cellular component: HAUS complex. The transcript has 10 exons. The record is from RefSeq and is a predicted model, not a curated record. Bases 35 to 1105 code for a protein of 356 amino acids. Gene Ontology annotation, molecular function: microtubule minus-end binding. Lineage: Eukaryota; Metazoa; Porifera; Demospongiae; Haplosclerida; Niphatidae. Gene Ontology annotation, biological process: microtubule organizing center organization; spindle assembly.